Molecule: messenger RNA, 1656 nt
Organism: Fonsecaea nubica
Lineage: Eukaryota; Fungi; Ascomycota; Eurotiomycetes; Chaetothyriales; Herpotrichiellaceae
Exons: 5
Coding region: 1-1656 (551 amino acids)
Biological process (GO): amino acid transmembrane transport
Cellular component (GO): membrane
Molecular function (GO): amino acid transmembrane transporter activity
Source: RefSeq, a predicted model, not a curated record
AUGGCCGAAACAACACAGGAUGUUGGCAAGCAGGUCGGGAGCAGUAUAGAGCCAGCGGUUCGCUCUCCACCCUACAUCACAGGAGGUCCUUCGUCCCUUGAUGAGAGUGACUUUGUGACGGUCACAGAGGAUCGCGAGCUCAGGCGAGGUCUUCAUCAGCGCCAUGUGUCUCUCAUCGCCAUCGCUGGAGCCAUUGGCACAGGUCUCUUUCUGGGACUCGGAGGAUCUAUUCAGACCGCUGGGCCCCUUGGAGCACUGUUGGGCUACACUACUAUCGGUGUGGUUGUGUGCGCGGUGCAGUUUGCGCUGGGGGAGGUGACGGCUCUGUUACCUGUUACUGGCUCCUUUGUCCGACAUGCAGAACUCCUCGUCGAUCCUGCGUUUGGCUUCGCAAUAGGAUACAACCUGGUGUACGGCAAUUGUCUCUCCAUCCCGGCGGAAAUCACCGCAAUCUGCGUUCUCUUCCAGUACUGGACCGACAUCAACCCUUCACUUUGGAUAGUGAUCUUCAUCGCCCUGACCGUCAUCGUCGGGCUUUCUUUCAUCGGCAUCUAUGGCGAGGUCGAGUUCUGGUUCGCGCUCCUCAAGAUCCUGUUCAUCGUCUUCCUGAUUGUGCUCGGAUUGGUCAUCGACCUCGGUGGAGUUCCAGGCACGCCUCGUACCGGCUUCCGAUACUGGAAAAAUCCAGGCCCGUUCGUCGAGUUCAUCGCCGCUGGCUCGUGGGGCAAGUUUCUCGGUUACUGGGCCGUCAUGAGCAACGCCGUCUUCAGCUUCGCGGGCACGGAAAGCAUUGCCAUGGCCGCGGCCGAGACACGAAACCCGCGCGUGGCGAUUCCAAAGGCCUGCAAGCGGGUUUUCAUCCGUGUUUCGACCUUUUACGUCCUGGCUGUGCUCAUUGUAGGCAUGCUUGUGCGAAGCGACGACCCCAGACUUGAUGAUGAGUCGGGCACUGCCGCGCAGAGCCCAUUCGUCAUCGCCGCCAGCGCGGCAGGCCUCAACGGCGUUCCAUCACUGGUGAACGCCAUUGUCAUCACUUCUGCAUGGUCCAGCUCGAACCAAGCGUUGCUUUCCGGCACCCGUGUCCUGUAUGGCCUGGCGCUCAAGAACCAGGCCCCCAAAGUCUUCCUGCGGACCACACCGUGGGGUGUCCCCUACGUUUGCGUGCUUUUCUUCGCCGCCUUCAUGUUUCUGGCAUUCAUGAGCUUAUCUGAUGGCGCCCUCACCGUUUUCUGGUGGCUUGUGGAUUUGACGGCCUGUGGUGUGCUGAUCUCGUGGAUCUCGGUGCUGUUGAACCAUUGGCGACUGCUGCAGGCCUUUGAUGCACAGGGACUGGAAUUGAAGAUGCUUCCAUGGCAUUCGAGAUGGACCGAAUUCUCAACCCCAGCAGCACUCUUCUUGUGCGUGGUGAUCCUCCUCACAGCCGGCUUCCCCGUCUUCACCAAGGGGAAUUGGUCGACCAGCGGCUUCAUCUCAUCAUACCUGGACAUCCCUCUCGUCAUCACGGCAUAUGUCGCUUGGAAGUUAUACAAGCGGACCAAGAUUGUGAAGCUCUCGGAGAUUCCUCUCGCAGAGGCCCUCGCGCGCGCGGCUGAGGAUGUGGAGCCAGAGCCGAAUAUGCCCAAGUGGCGGCAGGUGGUGGGGUUUCUUUGGGACUAG